Molecule: messenger RNA, 1375 nt
Organism: Oryza brachyantha (malo sina)
Lineage: Eukaryota; Viridiplantae; Streptophyta; Magnoliopsida; Poales; Poaceae
Product: protein BTR1
Exons: 8
Coding region: 16-1053 (345 amino acids)
Biological process (GO): regulation of gene expression
Cellular component (GO): cytoplasm; cytosol
Molecular function (GO): mRNA binding
Source: RefSeq, a predicted model, not a curated record
UCCGCCUCCGCCGCCAUGGAAGCGCCGGGCUCCCCCUACGCCUCCUCGCCGGAGUCCGCCCCCAAGCGCGCCCCCCGCACCUCCCCCCCGCCCCCACAGCACCCGCCCUCCUCUGAAGAUGACAAGGAGAAGCCAACCCAUCUGAGGUUUCUGGUGUCUAACACGGCAGCAGGAUGUAUUAUUGGCAAGGGUGGUUCAACCAUUAAUGAUUUUCAGUCUCAGUCUGGGGCUCGUAUCCAGUUAUCACGUAGCCAUGAGUUUUUCCCUGGUACAAAUGACAGAAUUAUCAUGGUUUCUGGGCUGUUUGAUGAAGUAAUAAAGGCCAUGGAGCUGAUUCUUGAGAAGCUUUUAGCUGAGGGGGAAGAAUUCAAUGAAGCUGAAGCUAGACCUAAAGUUAGGCUUGUAGUUCCUAACAGUUCUUGCGGUGGAAUCAUUGGUAAAGGAGGGGCAACAAUCAAGUCUUUCAUUGAAGACUCACAUGCUGGAAUUAAGAUUUCACCUCAGGAUAACAAUUUUGUUGGUUUGCAUGAUAGACUAGUUACUGUCACAGGACCCUUGGACCAUCAGAUGCGUGCAAUUUAUUUGAUAUUAAGCAAGUUAUCGGAGGAUGUGCAUUACCCACCAAAUUUAAGUUCCCCGUUUCCAUAUGCAGGCCUUAGUUUCCCAAGUUACCCUGGUGUUCCUGUAGGGUACAUGAUCCCCCAGGUGCCAUAUAAUAAUCCUGUCAACUAUGGACCUAAUAAUAAUGGGUAUGGAGGAAGGUACCAAAACAACAAGCCCAGUACACCUAUGAGAUCGCCUGCUAACAACGAUGCCCAAGAUUCGCUCACUAUUGGUAUUGCCGAUGAACAUAUUGGUGCUGUUGUAGGACGUGCUGGAAGGAACAUUACAGAGAUCAUUCAGGCUAGUGGUGCCAGGAUCAAGAUAUCAGAUAGGGGUGACUUCAUAGCUGGCACAUCUGACAGGAAAGUGACGAUAACCGGAACAUCUGAAGCUAUUCAGGCAGCUGAGUCUAUGAUAAUGCAGAGGGUGUCGGCCAGUUCUGAGAGGUGAUAAAGAUCUCGUGAAGACGAGGGGCAUCAUCUGAUGGAGAAUGUCUGAUGCCAAAUUAGGAGAGAUGGAGAUUGUGUUUUCUAGUUUUAGCAGUAUCUGCAAAGCUUGAGAAAAAAUUUUUAAGAUAUCUAUUGUUCCUUAUUUAGUCCGAUUGAGUCUUAGUAACUUAGUGGUCAACCAGCUGUUCUAUUUAUUUCUUAUUUUUGUUCGGAAUAGGAUUAUAUUUCACCAUGUUUGGCUGUUGUCAUAACUCAAACAACACUGGCGUGCUACCCUAGUUUUGAUAAUUGUGAUCCUAGGUUAUCCUUGACCUCUUGGUGGC